Sabethes cyaneus is the source of this 2496-nucleotide messenger RNA. RefSeq names its product serine/threonine-protein phosphatase PP2A 65 kDa regulatory subunit (gene Pp2A-29B). The coding region runs from base 147 to 1931 and encodes 594 amino acids. The record is from RefSeq and is a predicted model, not a curated record. Gene Ontology annotation, cellular component: cytoplasm; protein phosphatase type 2A complex. Lineage: Eukaryota; Metazoa; Arthropoda; Insecta; Diptera; Culicidae. The transcript has 6 exons. Gene Ontology annotation, biological process: protein dephosphorylation. Gene Ontology annotation, molecular function: protein phosphatase regulator activity; protein binding.
CCUCCUAGCACUUAGCGCAUUUGAUUACGCUGAACGUGCGAACAAGUGAAGAAAGUUUUAUCAUCGAGCUGAGAACUCUUCCGGAAAUUAUCGGAAUUGUGUGAGAAAAGCUAGCAAAACGUUUUAAUUGUACAACAACACAAAACAUGGCUGCCAGUACCAGUGGCGAUAAAGCGGCGGACGAUUCCCUUUAUCCGAUUGCGGUCUUAAUCGAUGAGCUGAAAAAUGAAGAUAUUCAGCUUCGUUUGAACUCGAUUAAAAAACUUUCUACCAUUGCGCUUGCCCUUGGCGAGGAACGAACCCGGACGGAACUGAUCCCGUUUCUAACGGAAACUAUCUACGAUGAAGAUGAGGUUCUAUUGGCACUUGCCGAGCAACUGGGCAACUUUACCUCUCUGGUCGGAGGUCCCGACUAUGCAAUGUACCUAAUUCCGCCAUUGGAAUCGUUGGCAACCGUCGAGGAAACUGUCGUCCGCGACAAGGCUGUUGAGUCGCUGCGUAUCGUUGCUGCCCAACACAGUGCUCAAGAUUUGGAGGUUCACGUUGUACCUACUCUGCAGCGACUGGUUUCCGGUGAUUGGUUUACAUCCCGUACCUCGGCUUGCGGACUAUUCUCAGUUUGCUAUCCACGGGUGUCCGCUGCGGUCAAGGCAGAACUGCGAAACAACUUCCGGCAACUUUGCCAGGACGAAACACCGAUGGUACGGAGGGCUGCAGCUGGAAAGUUGGGAGAAUUCGCUAAGGUGGUCGAAGUAGAGUAUCUCAAGUCGGACUUGAUCUCGAUGUUCGUACAGAUGGCUCAAGAUGAUCAAGAUUCUGUCAGGUUGUUAGCUGUAGAAGCAUGUGUUAGUAUUGCUCAGUUGUUGCAGCAGGACGAUGUAGAACACAACGUUAUGCCAACGUUGCGUCAGUGCGUGAACGACUCUUCCUGGCGCGUACGCUACAUGGUUGCAGAAAAGUUCACCGAUCUGCAGAAAGCCGUCGGACCGGAAAUCACGAAAACUGAUCUGGUUCCUGCGUUUCAAUACCUACUAAAGGAUACUGAGGCGGAAGUGCGCUCAUCCGCUGCUACAAAAGUGACUGAAUUUUGUUCUAAUUUGGAAAAGAGUAGCCAAGAGCAGAUUAUCAUGACUUCUAUUUUGCCCUACGUCAAGGAACUGGUUGCUGACCCAAACCAACAUGUAAAAUCAGCUCUGGCAUCGGUUAUUAUGGGUCUCAGUCCUAUUCUGGGUCGUCAAAAUACGAUCGAGCAUCUACUGCAACUGUUUCUGUUACAACUUAAAGACGAAUGGCCAGAAGUGCGGCUGAACAUCAUUUCAACGCUGGAUUGCAUUAACGACGUCAUUGGCAUUCAACAACUCUCUCAGUCUCUGCUACCGGCUAUCGUAGAACUCGCGGAGGAUUCCAAAUGGCGCGUUCGAUUGGCUAUUAUCGAGUACAUGCCUCUAUUGGCCGGCCAGCUUGGUCAGGAGUAUUUCAACCAAAAGUUGCGCGAUCUUUGCUUCAACUGGCUUAACGAUCAUGUAUACGCGAUCCGUGAGGCGGCAACGUUAAACAUGAAGAAGAUCGUUCAAACAUUCGGAACUCAGUGGGCUGAAACUAAUAUCAUAAAUCAAAUUCUCGUUAUGUAUAAAAACAGUAACUAUUUGCACCGAAUGACUUGUCUUUUCUGCAUUAAUGCCCUGGCUGACGUUGUCGGAGCAGACAUUAUUAAGCGUCUGUUUCUGCCAACCAUUAAGGUUCUCGCCACGGACCCCGUAGCAAAUGUACGGUUCAACGUCGCCAAGAGUCUGCAGAAAUUAUCCCCUUUCCUGGAUCAGGCAGCUAUUGACGAGCACGUUAAACCGAUCCUGGAAAAAUUGAAUACGGACGCCGAUGUCGAUGUAAAGUAUUUCGCCUCGGAAGCGAUGGUUGGAAUUGCAGCUGCUUAAUCGCAACCGAAUAAUUUUGUAUGCAUUGUUGAAGAUAAAGUAGAAGGAAAUAAAAACAUUAAUGAUUAAAGAAUUACUACUUAUCUAGAGAUUGGCUACGCUCGACUGCGAAAGCGUGCAACAGCAACUAUUUUUUCACGACGAACAGUCUCACUCAAAUACUAAUCAAUUAUUUAUUUCCUUCAAUCCUGGUGGAAGAGCCAACCAGCAACACGAUUACGCGAUACAUUAGAAAGGUUAACCGUAUUGAGAAAUAAAUAUACUUAUUGUUUAACAUUCACCAACGCUAUCAUCAGAGACAAAAUUGCCCGCAGGCGACGGCGACGCCCGUCAAAAUUUCAUUUUUUAACAACACUGACUGUGACAAACUUCACGGCUAAAUAGGGACACAGACGCAUUUUGACUUCGGUUUUGUUUUAGAACAGAAACUGAAAAAUGUAACAUGAAUAUGAGAAAAAAAAACCACAGAACAAGUAUAUCCAUCUGCAGUAAUCUAAGUUUAAAUUUAAUGAUGAACACACAUAACGUAAGAUAAUUUAACAUUCAAUAAAAGCUCCAUCCGGAA